This is a messenger RNA of Dermatophagoides pteronyssinus (European house dust mite), 1679 nucleotides long. Its product is annotated as spermine oxidase-like. Lineage: Eukaryota; Metazoa; Arthropoda; Arachnida; Sarcoptiformes; Pyroglyphidae. Gene Ontology annotation, molecular function: polyamine oxidase activity. The record is from RefSeq and is a predicted model, not a curated record.
UAAUUAUUAUCAUCAUAAUGGAUUGGGAAGAAGAAGAAGUUUAUUUUAAUUUUAACUAUACAGCUGUGUUUGCUUAGAAUUAUUAUAGAAAUGGCUAAAAAACCAAGGAUCGGAAUAAUUGGUGCUGGAAUUGCCGGAAUAUAUGCAGCUCGAACACUUUACCGUAAUGGUUUGAAUGAUGUAAUUAUUUUCGAAGCUUCUGAUCGAAUUGGUGGUAGAAUCUGGUCGAUUAAACAAGAUAAUGAUGAAUGGAUCGAAUUCGGUGCACAAUGGAUUCAUGGUCAACAAGAUAAUAUUCUAUAUGAAUAUGCAUCAACAAGAAAUUUGAUUGCCGAUCCAAAAUAUGAUUAUGGUAUUGAAGGUAAUGGUUAUUAUUGUAAUGAAAAUGGUGAAACUAUUGAUGAUGAUGAAUGUCCAUUGGUAAAAAAAUUGAUCAACUAUCUGGAUGAAUCAAAAAAUCGAAUGAAUAAUGCAAUCGAAUGUGAUCAAAAUGUUUUCGAUUAUUUUGUCGAACAAUUUAAUCAAUUUAUUCAAUCAUCCAAUGAUAUUAUUAUCGAUGAAAGAAUAUUGAAAAUACUAAAGAAUAUUUUUCGUUGGUUUAUUAUUUAUGAAGUUAUUGAUAAUUCUUGUGAAAAUUUACAAACAUUAUCCGCACUUUCCUAUACUGAAUGGGAAAAUUGUCUAGGUGAUACGGAUUUAAUUCAUUUUCAAAAGAAUUAUAGCAGUAUUUUUGAUGAAUUUGAAAAAGAUUUUCCCUUAACCGAUUGCGUAUGGCUUCAAAGUCAAGUAAAAAAAAUUGAAUUCAUCCAUCGAAAUGAUUUACACGAUACACAGGUAAAAUUAUAUGUUUAUUUUGAUAAUAAUGAAAUUGAAAACAAAGAAAUGAUUUUCGAUCAUGUAAUAAUAACAUCAUCGAUUGGUUUUCUAAAGGAAAAUCUAAAAAAUGAUUUUUUUAGUUUUGAUUUUCCGAAAGAAAAACGUCAAAUAAUCAAUGCAAUUGGUUUCGGUACAAUCAAUAAAAUAUUCCUGGAAUUUGAUCAACCAUUCUGGAAUGAUCAAGUUAAAGGUUUUCAAAUUGUUUGGCAAAAUAUUCAAGAUGAUCAUUCAUUUCCGGAUAUCGACAAUCAAUCAAUAGUUUGUCAAUCAGAAACAGAAAAAUUUCCCAAAUGGGUGUAUUGUAUACAAGGUUUUGAUAUUGUACGUAAUCAACCAAAAAUGUUAAUGGCAUGGAUUGGUUCAUAUGGUGCUCGACAAAUGGAACAUUAUUCGGAUGAAGAAAUAAGUAAAAUUUUAACGAAAAUAUUACAAAAAAUUGUACCAAAACAUUGUUUAAUCAGAACGAUUGAUAAACCUCGUAAUAUAUAUUGUAGUCGUUGGUUUAGUAAUCCAUUUUUUCGUGGUUCAUAUAGUAAUCGUACGAUAAAAUAUCAAAAAAUCAAUAACAAUGAUGAUGAUGGUGGUGGAUAUAAUAUCGAUAUACUUGUCAAACCGAUAUACGAUAAUAAUAACGAUGAAAAAAAACCAUUAUUAUUAUUUGCAGGUGAAGCAACCGACCGAAAAUAUUAUUCAACAACACAUGGUGCAAUGAAAUCUGGUGAACGUGAAGCAUUACGUUUGAUUUGUUUUUAUAAUCAAAAAUGAAAGAAAGAAAAAAAUGAUGAUGAUAAUUUUUGUUUAUU